Messenger RNA from Acomys russatus (golden spiny mouse), 1799 nucleotides. It is a transcript of the gene Cd300lg, whose product is annotated as CD300 molecule like family member g. The coding region runs from base 101 to 1354 and encodes 417 amino acids. The record is from RefSeq and is a predicted model, not a curated record. NCBI's taxonomy places the organism in Eukaryota, Metazoa, Chordata, Mammalia, Rodentia, Muridae. Gene Ontology annotation, molecular function: transmembrane signaling receptor activity. The transcript has 8 exons. Gene Ontology annotation, cellular component: plasma membrane.
CCCAGCCAGGCACUUGAUUCUGCAGGAAGUGAAAGUACCCAGUAGUCUGGAGGAGCUCGCCACUGCAGGCAUCUGCUCCUGCCGCGUUCAGCCCCCAACCAUGCGACCUCUGAUCUUGCUGUGGUGCUGCCUGGUGCUCCCAGGUUAUGAAGCCCUGAAGGGCCCAAAGGAGAUCAGUGGAUUUGAAGGUGACACCGUGUCCCUGCAGUGUACCUAUGAGGAGAAGGUGACAGAACACAGGAAGUACUGGUGCCGGCAGGGUGGCAUCGUGCUGUCCCGCUGUUCUGACACUGUCUACACAGAUCGGGAUCAGGAGGUGACACGGGACAGGAUGUCCAUCCGAGACAGCCCCAGAGAGCUCUCGAUGACCGUGACCAUGAGGGGCCUCACCCUGAAGGAUUCAGGGAAGUACUGGUGUGGGGUCGACAGGCUGGGCUUCGAUGAAUCUUUUGAGGUCUCUCUCAUCGUCUUCCCAGGAAAAAGGGACAGUGCCAUCCCCGCUGGCACCUGCUGUCCUUCCUCCCCAACUCCCUCCUUCCAGCCUCUUACAGCUACAAGGAGCUUGCAGCCCAAGGCAAAAGCCUGGCAGACUCAGCUCCCAGAACUGACUUCUCCUGAUCUCCACCCGACAGUCGUCACGGCCAAACAGGGGAAGAUAGGCGUCAAAGCCCCUGUACUCACCGAGGGGGCCCCAGCCCGGUCUGCAGGAACCUCCCAGGUUCCCCCAGGAACCUCUCCAUAUGCUUGGAGCUCUCCUCACACAGCAACCCCAGCCCGGUCUGCAGGAACCUUCCAGGUUCCCCCAGGAACCUCUCCAUAUGCAGGGAGCUCUCCUCACACAGCAACCUCUCCUCAUGCAGGGAGCUCCCGCCCAGUGUUCUGGCUGCCCCUCACCACACCGAAGGAUGCCGUGGCUGUAGCCAGCAGCGUCUCCAAGUCCAGUGUGUCUAUCCCAAUGGUCCGCAUGAUGGCCCCAGUCCUGGUGCUCUUGUCCCUUCUCCUGGCUGCAGGUCUGAUUACCUUUGGCAGCCACAUGCUCCGGUGGAGAAAGAAAGCUUGGCUGACCACAGAGACACAGAGGAACGAGAAGGUCUACCUCUCAUCCUCGCCUCCACCGCCGGGGAACAGCUGGACCCCUGUAGAUGCCAUGAUCAACCUGGCGGCGCCCCCAGAGUGUCUCGGCAACCCCAAGCCCUUUGCUGUGCCCUCCUCUGAGACUCAGGACCUCAGCCAGACUAAAGCAGAAGAGGCAGCACUUUCCUUGGACGCCGAGGAGGACGAGGACGUGAAGGCAGCGCCUCCCCAGGAGACGUCUGCAGAGGAACUGGCCUUCUCCGAGUUCAUCUCCGUGUAACUGCAGAACGCCCCGUGGUCAGGCACCACCGUGAAGCUCAACGGCUGAGUUUGCGUGAAUUCUCAGGCUCUGCUCACCAUCCCCCGGCUCUGUCCACCUUCCUCCAGGCCCCAAGAUGGCAAAGACGUGUCUCUGGACCCUGGAGUCCCCCCGGGUGGUACUUAACAAUUCCAGCCAGAGGCUGGGGACCUCCAACAUAUUCUAAUCCCUAGGAAGAGUGCAUGACUGUGGGCCUUCACCAGGGCCCAGCAAGGCUCACUAGAUGAGGGCUGAGUUUGUAUGCAUUGCAGAAAAUUCCCUGGGCAUGGUUGACCAGCAACAGUCCCGCCUCCCAUCCCCGGCAGAUCCCACUUUCUCCUCCCUCCAAAUCUCCUGCAUCAGGUGCCACGGAGGAGGCAACAUGUGUGUCUACAAAACACCUGCAUCCUGCCCCUUCAUAAAAUAA